Messenger RNA from Prunus armeniaca (apricot), 261 nucleotides. The record is from the annotation of a GenBank genome assembly. NCBI's taxonomy places the organism in Eukaryota, Viridiplantae, Streptophyta, Magnoliopsida, Rosales, Rosaceae.
AUGGGAUGCUAUUCGAAGAUCCUGGCAGAAUUGGCGGACAAAGCCUCCAAAUAUGAGGAAUUGCUUAGGGAAGAACAACAGAAGAGAAACUCUUCCAAAUGCACAUACUACAAGACACCAUCUUUCUCAGUACAUUUGGUCGAAGUAGAAUCAGAAGAAGGUGCAGAAAGUUCGAAAGAAAGGGAGGUUGCAGUGGCAAAAAUGACGAAAUUAAAACAUCCUAUUAGCUGCAAGGCUUUGACAAAGCCGCCAAAGGAUUAG